This is a messenger RNA of Dictyostelium purpureum, 976 nucleotides long. RefSeq lists its product as uncharacterized. Gene Ontology annotation, cellular component: Golgi apparatus; membrane. Gene Ontology annotation, biological process: retrograde vesicle-mediated transport, Golgi to endoplasmic reticulum. The record is from RefSeq and is a predicted model, not a curated record. The transcript has 5 exons. Bases 1 to 957 code for a protein of 318 amino acids. Lineage: Eukaryota; Evosea; Eumycetozoa; Dictyosteliales; Dictyosteliaceae.
AUGGAAACACUUAAUUCAUUCCCAAGACUAACAAAAACAGUUGCAGGGGUUUUAAGUUUUUUUUUAAUUCUAAAUUUAUUAUUUAGACCAAUUUCCUUUUUUACAAUUAAUGUUGCAUAUAUAGCACCACCAUACUUUUUUGUAUGGACCUUAUUCACAGCAGGUCUUUACGAUACAAAUUUUUUAAAUGGUAUAAUUAAUAUUAUUCUUUUAUUAUAUAUUGGCAAACAUUUAGAACCCAUUUGGGGUUCUAAAGAAUUUAUCAAAUUCAUAGCAAUUGUAAAUUUCUUUUCAGGUGUUUGUUCUUUCUUUUUCUUUAUUUUCCUUUAUAUAUUUUCAAAUGUUUUUUAUGCAUACGAAACCAAUGUUUGCGGAUUUUCAGGUGUUAUUAUUGGAUUUUCAGUAGCAGCAAAACAAUUAAUACCAGAACAAGAGUUAGCAUUAUUAUUUUUAAAAGUUAGAGCAAAAUGGUUACCAAGUAUUUUUAUUCUCAUAAGAUUAGUUUUAUUUUUAUUUGUUGGAUUCAGUGAUAAGUCUUUCACUUUAGUUUUAUUUGGUGUUUUAGUAGCCUGGGUUUAUUUAAGAUUCUACCAACUUAAAGGUGGUGUUAAAGGAGAUUUAAACGAAUCAUUCUCAUUUGCAACCUUUUUCCCCGAGCCAAUUCAGCCACCAAUUAAAACAUUUUCAAAUAUUGUAUUUAAAAUUCUAUGUAAAUUUUCCAUUUGUGAAAAUAGAUCAAUAUUACCAACUACACAAAACUCUAGUUUUUCAAACGAUCAAAAUAACUUAAACUAUAGUGCUGCUGAUAUGGACAGAAGAAGAGCAUUAGCUGUAAAAGCAUUAGAACAAAGAAUGCAACAACAACAACACCACCCACAAGCACAACCACAACAACCUAUGCUACCACAACAACCCCAAACACCCCAAAACAAUACUAAUGAUGAAGAUAUAAAAUAAAGAUUUUUUUUUAAACACU